This is a messenger RNA of Xyrauchen texanus (razorback sucker), 3642 nucleotides long. RefSeq names its product arkadia (RNF111) N-terminal like PKA signaling regulator 2N (gene ark2n). Gene Ontology annotation, molecular function: ubiquitin protein ligase activity. Bases 239 to 1300 code for a protein of 353 amino acids. The record is from RefSeq and is a predicted model, not a curated record. The transcript has 3 exons. Gene Ontology annotation, biological process: ubiquitin-dependent protein catabolic process. NCBI's taxonomy places the organism in Eukaryota, Metazoa, Chordata, Actinopteri, Cypriniformes, Catostomidae.
CUACUGGGGACAUUUUAAAUGAGCAAACUGUGAUAAAGGGGUCGGAAAGUCGAGAACACGGAGCUAUUAUUCCCUAGAAUAUCUAUCCAUUACAGAUGUUCAUGCAUAUGUUAGUUUACGCCUAAAAUGAUACAGAGAGCACACACAUGAGGACAGUUUUGAUCCAGGUCAAUCGCCCCUGUUCAUCACCUAGCAACUGCCACUUCAGAGACACUGCCUCUGGCCCCGCCCUCCAGAGAUGACUGAUGCCCAGAAGGCCAACGAGCUCCCUGAAUGCCCCUUAGAGGAUGGGGCCACUGCAGAAGAGCAAGAGAUGCCACUGAGACAAGAGACCAUGCCUACCGGCUCUCCGGUGGGUGACGAGCCAAUCAGCUCACAGAAUCCUGAUAAACAGCCCACCCCUGGGCUUCUAUCAAUGCCCUGCUUACUGAAGGAGCUCCACAGAGACUCUGACUCCGGGCAGCCGGCGGAAACGGAACGGCCUCCGAUCACCACUCAACCCUAUCCACAAGAAGACAGCGAUUCGUCUGUAUGCCUGAGAUCACCCUCCUCGUCCGGUCACCUUGGCGACUCUGACACGCUUUCGUCUGCGGAGGAAGUGACAGCACCCACCCAAAAUGCUGGCAGGAAGUCGCGGCGGUCGCAUUCUGAAAGUGACACGUCCUCCGUCGCCAUGGCAGCCAAGAAGAACCGUUGCCAGGAAAAACAGGUGAAUGGGCGUGUCCGCGUGAGAGGGCCGCGCAGCCAGCGGCAGAAGCUGCGCAUGCGACAGCUGCGACAGAAACGCGAGGCGGCGGCCAGACGCAAACCAGACGUGCUCCAAGACAGCAGUACCAGCGACAGUGACAUCACAGCCCACUCCUCAUCAUCCUCGCCGUUAACGGCCUCAUCCGACAACGAGGGAGAGACAAUCAACUCUCACGCACCAGCUGGUCAUCGUCGAGCCGAGAGUUCCGGAGCUUCAGUGCUUGGGCUGGGCCAACUCAACGUGGGUGUGGCCAGUGGAAGUCUGGGCGGAGUCUUGGAGGAAGCUCUUACGCGAUUCGCCGCGAUGCAGAGGCAGACCGAGGAGCGCUUUCGCGUGUGGAUGGAAAGAUUGACCCGCCUCCACUCCGACGACGACCUUUCAUCCAGUGAAAAUCCUGAGGGAAGGAGCCACGUUAGCUCGUUCCUGCCGUCAUCUGAGUCGCAGGAAACGCUGGCGGCAUAUCAAAUGGCCCGAAUCAACGCUAACACAGUCCAGCCUGCACACACCGCUGGCCUCAAUGGAAACGUGGACUCAUCUGAACCAAACGUUUAAGGAACAUUACCGCUUGUUAUACACUAAGAACUGCGACGAAUUCAAGCAUACUGAAGUGGAGGCUCACAACUAUUUUUUUUAUCUUGCAUUAAAACUCUCCUAAUGUUUCUUUAUUCUCUCUUUAUAUUAAAGGCUUAGUUCACCCAAAAUUAAAAUUGUCAUCAUUUACUUACCCACACCUCCAGUGUAACAACUGACAACAAGCACUAUAAAAGUAGUCCAUAUGACUCCUGUACGAUAUUCCAAGUUUUCUGAAGCCAUUUGAUAGUGUGGUGCGAGACUCAAAACUAUUCACUUGUCAUCUCACCCUUCUCUGAAGCUCUGAAAUACCCUACUAAAGGGUGAGUAAAUAAUGACAGAUUGGUUUAUUUUUGGGCGAACUAUUUCUUUAACAUCUUCUGUCUCUCAUUGAAUUGACUUUUCUCGUUGUUGUUGUUUUAUUCGCAUCUCAGGGGUGCCCUCCAGAGUCAGUGCCUUUGCCAUUUGCUCUUGUCUUUGGAAGAGCCAAUUCUUCAAUCCAGCUAGAGAUGAAUCAUUUGUCUUGCCCAUUUAUUAAUGACAAAGACAUUUUUCUGAGAGACUUUUGAUUCGACUACCAUUUGUGUUUUUGUCUCAUGAUAUAUUUUCAUCUAGAAUAGGUGGGCUGGCUUGUUUACUAAAAAACCCUGAUCUUUUUGUGUUAUGGCUUGUUUUACCUUAUCAUUGAAUUACUUCCAAAGUGGAAUAUGCAUGAUAUAAGCUGAAAGUGGAGAGCUGUAAUGUAAUGACAGCCUACUCAUUGGAUUUAAUGCUAAAUGCUAACCUGGGACUCACACGAAUGGGCAACUGACCAUUUAACACUAAUAUUAACAGUCCAUGCUGCACUUGCAAUAAACAUGGGUGAUUCUACUUAACAAUGCAGAAAUUGUAGAUUUUCAAUUUUGUUUUUUUAAACAUGUCAUGCUCGCACAACUGCACACCAUUUUUCGAUCUGAUUAAGGGUGAUUUUCAUAAACUUUCUCUGGGUCAUGUUUCACCUGAAAAUAAAUAUAUUGCAUAAAGAAAAUGAAGACUAUGUUUAGGACUACUAAAAUUUGACGCAUCAUAACAAUUAAAGGAAUAUUCCGGGUUCAAUACAAGUUAAGCAUAUGUGGAAUUAUGUUGAUUAUCACAAACAUGUAUUUCGACUCGUCCCUCCUUCUGGGUGACAGUGAGGCACUUGCAAUGAAAGUGAAUGGAACCAAUUUUUGGAAGAAAUGUGAAGCUUGUAUUUUGAUAAAAGCACUUACAUUAAUUCUUCUGUUAAAACUUGUGUAUUAUUUGAUGUGUGAAGUUGUUUUAGGGUUUGUUGACAUUACAUCAUGGCAACGAAGUUACAAAAUUGGCUAUUUGCACAGAAACGGUUAGUAAGUGAUUUUAUCACACUAAAUCAUGUUAACGUACAUAUUGUUUAAGUUUUGUGGCUACACUUUUAAAACAGGAAGUAGUUUAAUGUUUACGGAUUUGCCCCAUUCACGUCCAUUGAAAAGUGCCUCACUGUAACCCAGAUUUGAUUUUUUGAUUUUUAAAGAAAAGUAAAUGUUUGUGGUUAAGCCACACAUGCUUUUGAUUGAGCUUUACUUGUAUUGAACCCGGAAUAUUUUCUUAUAAACACAUUUUCAUUUCAUUUCUCAUCACCGUAAUGCAUCCUGUAGUUUUACUUUUCAGUGUUUAAUUCUUUUUUUCUCAUUCGAUUAUUCCUUUAAGCAAUACUGUUAAAUGAUCAAGACACAAUAGUUUUUUUUUUUCAUCAUAAAUUAGUACAACAAAUACUACCAUGAUGUAAAUGCUUAACACUUCAAAUAUGAUAAUAUCUCGAAUGAUAUUUCUAAAAAAAAAAAAAAAUCUAAAUAUUUUUUCAUGUUCUAUUUCUUAUUUGUCUUGAAAAUCGAUGUCUCAAUGCCAGUUUAAUUGAUUUUAAUGCAAAGUAAAAUUAUAAUGCAAAAUCUAUUUGUCUUUGCGAUUUGGGGAGAAAUAUGACCUGGAAAUGUUCUCGAUAGGCUAUGUGACUCACAUAAGUCGUGCUUCCUACAUACUACUACGAACAAGUAUACUCAAACGUUUACUGUAGUCACUGUUGUCAGCUCACAGGAGAACUUGAAAGUUGUUUACUGCUUUACUGUACACUGUGUGAAGGAGAAUGUUUACUUUUUUGCGUGAAGCUAACAGGCUGCUAAAUGAUUACGUUUAGUGUGUUUAGAUGGAGGAGUGAAUUUCCUUUAUGUAAUUGUUAGAAAGUUAUGAGUGAAUAUCUGAAUCAAGAAUUGACUAAGCAGAGAUGAGGGCCUUUUUUUUUUUCUUCUUUAUUAUUACAUUGAUUUUUA